Messenger RNA from Stegastes partitus (bicolor damselfish), 2404 nucleotides. RefSeq names its product probable histone deacetylase 1-B. Gene Ontology annotation, cellular component: NuRD complex. Gene Ontology annotation, molecular function: histone deacetylase activity. The record is from RefSeq and is a predicted model, not a curated record. Lineage: Eukaryota; Metazoa; Chordata; Actinopteri; Pomacentridae. Gene Ontology annotation, biological process: heterochromatin formation. The transcript is spliced from 12 exons. Bases 28 to 1476 code for a protein of 482 amino acids.
CGAGCACAGAGGGGUAAUUGGUGUAAAAUGGCGCUGUCUCAAGGAACAAAGAAAAAAGUUUGCUAUUACUAUGACGGUGAUGUGGGAAACUACUACUACGGCCAGGGCCACCCCAUGAAGCCCCACAGGAUCCGCAUGACACACAACCUCCUCCUCAACUAUGGACUGUACAGGAAAAUGGAGAUCUAUAGACCACACAAAGCCAGUGGUGAAGAGAUGACAAAAUACCACAGUGACGACUACAUUAAGUUCCUGAGGUCCAUCCGACCAGACAAUAUGUCUGAGUACAGCAAACAGAUGCAGAGAUUUAAUGUCGGAGAGGACUGUCCAGUGUUUGAUGGUCUGUUUGAGUUUUGCCAGCUCUCAACAGGCGGCUCUGUGGCUGGAGCAGUGAAGCUGAACAAGCAGCAGACAGACAUCGCCAUCAACUGGGCCGGCGGACUCCAUCACGCCAAGAAGUCUGAAGCCUCUGGAUUCUGCUACGUCAACGACAUUGUCUUGGCUAUCCUGGAGCUGCUCAAAUACCACCAGAGGGUAUUGUACAUAGACAUUGACAUCCACCACGGUGAUGGCGUGGAGGAGGCCUUCUACACCACGGACAGGGUCAUGACUGUCUCUUUCCACAAGUAUGGGGAGUACUUCCCUGGCACUGGAGACCUGAGGGAUAUUGGAGCAGGAAAGGGCAAGUACUAUGCCGUGAACUACCCCCUUAGAGACGGCAUUGAUGAUGAGUCUUAUGAAGCCAUCUUUAAGCCCAUCAUGGCUAAAGUCAUGGAGAUGUACCAGCCAAGUGCUGUGGUUCUCCAGUGUGGAGCCGAUUCUCUCUCUGGAGACAGACUGGGCUGCUUCAACCUCACCAUCAAAGGCCAUGCCAAGUGUGUCGAGUACAUCAAAAGUUUCAACCUCCCUCUGCUGAUGCUCGGCGGUGGAGGCUACACCAUUCGCAACGUGGCCCGUUGCUGGACCUACGAAACCGCCGUCGCCCUAGACUGCUCCAUUCCCAACGAGUUGCCCUACAACGACUACUUUGAGUACUUUGGACCAGAUUUCAAGCUCCACAUCAGCCCCUCCAACAUGACCAACCAGAACACCAACGAGUACCUGGAAAAGAUCAAACAGCGUCUGUUUGAAAACCUCCGUAUGCUGCCUCAUGCCCCCGGCGUCCAGAUGCAGGCGAUCCCAGAGGACGCUCCUCACCCGGACAGUGGAGACGAGGAUGAGGAAGACCCAGACAAACGCGUCUCUAUCCGGGCCCAUGACAAGAGGAUAGCCUGCGAGGAGGAGUUUUCUGACUCUGAGGACGAGGCAGAGGGUCAGGGUGGAGGCCGCAGGAACGCAGCCAACCACAAGAAGGCGAAACGAGUGAAGAAGGAAGAAGAGAAGGAAGGAGAAGAAAAGAAAGAAGUGAAAGAGGAAGAGAAGGAGGAAGAGAAGAUGGACACGUCAGGACCAAAAGAAGAAGUGAAGUCAACUUGAAGUCUGGCAGAGGGAGGAAUGGGUCAUUUUACUGUCGUCCUCAAGCCCCACUGAUUCCUGUAUUCUCCUACUGCAACGAUAGGACCUUUUUGUAUUCCUGUUUUAUUAUGUGAUCUUAUUGGCAAACCUGGUUCACGCUGCAUCGCUUACAUUUGUUGCCGUGCUCAGUGGGUUUUUGCACAGCCACGGUUGAAUAUUUUGUCGGUUGAGCAUGAAUCUUUUACUGAAAAUAUGCCUAUUUCUGUUGUCCCCCCCCCACCCCACCCACUUAGCACUUCAUGUAAUAAAAAAAAUGCCACAAAUCCUUCUGAGCUGCAGCGUGAACCAGUUCUGCUCUAAUAAGAAGAAAAACCAUCCAGAGUGUUACUGUUCCUAUUCUGGCAUUUCAGAUUUCCACGUGUAUGUGGGGCUGCAGCUAAAAUACCUGCACAGACGUAGAUAAUUUUACAAGUCAAGUGCUCACAUGCAAAAAGGCUUUUGUUAGUUUUUAAACAUCUAUUUAUGAUACUGUUAGAAUAACCAGCAAACUGUCGCCUUGCUGUGUACAUUCAUCAGUGAAUGCAUGUUUAGAAUGAUCUCGCCUUUAGCAUGUACAUAUUGUUCUGCCUUUUGCCCAGACAGUCCCUCAUCUCCACUCAGUAAGUUAUUUUAAAUCAUGAAUACAGUCAGUCCCUUUAGGCCGUCUUCCUAGAUGUUUCCUUUUAUUUUCUUCUUCCUGAAGUGUUUGUAUGUUUCAUGUAUGAAUGAGUGUGAACGUCUUUCGAGGCUUUUGUUGGGGAGUGAAUGGCUUUAGAUAUUUUGUACCAUUAUACAUAAAGGUGGAGUACGCCUGCGCAUGGCCCUCUACAUGUGGUUGUUUGGAGUUCUAUCCUUGUGAAAUGUGCAUUAUCAUAACUUUGUUAUAAAAAAAUAAAGAAAACUGAUCCAC